Molecule: messenger RNA, 1595 nt
Organism: Amblyraja radiata (thorny skate)
Lineage: Eukaryota; Metazoa; Chordata; Chondrichthyes; Rajiformes; Rajidae
Product: interferon-inducible GTPase 5-like
Exons: 3
Coding region: 149-1366 (405 amino acids)
Cellular component (GO): membrane
Molecular function (GO): GTP binding; GTPase activity
Source: RefSeq, a predicted model, not a curated record
UCUCCAAACCUCCCGCUGUCAGGUUGAGGAAGGAGCAGACUCACACAUCCACGGACAAAGAAGAGCUCUGAUCGCCGACCUCACCUCAGCACAGUGCUGGGAUCACUGGACCAUCACACAGGCCGGCAGCGAGACACAGAGAUCGGAAAUGGGAGGAAACAGUUCCAGUCAACAGGUGGCUCAGUCUGAGACCCCCACAUUCUUCACACAGGAAGAGCUCAGCAAACUGAAGUCCGACUUUGAAACGGGUGGUGUGGAAAAGGUUCAACCUUUGAUACAGAAUAAGAUCAAAGAACUGGACAAGACCGAGCUGAACAUCGCCGUGACGGGAGAGACGGGUGCAGGAAAAUCCACCCUCAUCAACGCCAUGAGAGGGCUUCGUAGCACAGAUGAGGGAGCGGCUGAGGUUGGUACCACGGAAACUACAAUGGAGCCAACCGGAUACCCACAUCCCAAUCUGCCCAAUGUCCGCUACUGGGACCUGCCGGGGACCGGAUCCCCACAAUUCACCGCGGGUUCCUACCUGAGGAAAAUGCAAUUUAAAAAAUACGAUUUCUUCAUCAUAGUGGCAGCUACUCGAUUCAAAGAGAAUGAUGCAAAACUUGCCAAGGAGAUUAAGCGGCUGGGGAAGAAGUUCUACUUUGUCCGCUCUAAGAUUGACGCUGACCUUUAUGCUGUGCGGAAGGAACGGAAGACAUUUGAUGAAAACGAGGAAUUGGAAAAGAUCCGGAGUGACUGUGUCAGUACGUUGGGGAAGGUCGGGAUCCCUGAUCCCAUCGUGUUCCUGAUAUCCAGUUUUAAACAGGAUCAGUAUGAUUUUGUUCAGUUAAUUGAAGCACUGGAAGGUGAUUUACCAAACAUAAAGAAAAGGAUCUUUGUCUUGGCCCUUCCCAACCUCAGCGUGGAGAUUGUUCAGAAGAAAAGUGAGUUGCUGAAGAAGGGGAUCUGGGCAUUGGCGACCAUCUCGGGAUUAGUGGGGGCCAUCCCAGUCCCUGGAGUCUCUCUCGCUUGUGACAUUGGGAUAUUGAUUGGAGCAAUCAUCCAGUUCCGGAAAUGCCUGGGUCUUGAUGAUGCUUCUCUUCAGCGACUGGCCAACAGGACAGGUAAAUCCAUGGAAGAGCUGAAAGCCGCAGCAAAAAGUCCCCUGCUGGGAGAAAUAACUCCAGAUGUCAUUAUGAGGAUAGGUUGGGGAGUCGCGGUUGUUACCGUGUCAGCCCUGGAACUAGCUCUCGACAUUGUCCCAGUCAUUGGCUCCAUUUUUGGAGCAGGUUCAUCAUUCCUCAUGACCUUCAAGAUCCUGAGAGAUGCGCUGAAGGAUCUGACAGAGAGCGCGGAGAGGGUGGUGAGGGUAGCGUUUGAAACUUGAACAUAGAAGGGGACAGCACAGGAACGGACCCUUUGAAUAAUGCCAACAUUACGCCAAGUUCAACUGAUCUCAUUUGCCAGUACAUGAUCCAUAUCCCUCUACUGUCUGCACCUCCAGGUGCCUAUCCAAAGGCCCUUUAAAUGCCACCAUCAAACAUGAUUUACGUCUUUCAAUUAAUCGAGUUCCUUUUAUGUUGUGUCAUAGACACAUAGAAAAUAGGUGUGGGAGU